AUGGUUAAUUUCCAAGAAUCAAGUGUUGAUUACAGGUUGCUUGAUGAUGUUGGUAUUUACACACCAAUUGUCAAUGUUUGUUCAUUGAUCUGGUUUCAGAUUGUGGGGAUGGCUUGGGAUAAGUUCCCACACAUUAAAGGCCCACAAAAUCCUCCUCGGUUUCUACUUUCUCCCUCUCCCUCUCCUCAGUUGCUGUUUCGCGCUGCUCAUUUCUUCUUCAUCAAUUCUGCAACAAUGACGACAUCAAAGAGAGUUGCAGAAAAGAAAGUUGCAAAGUUUGAGAAAAAUAUAACAAAAAGGGGAUUGGGUCCGAUGGCUUCAAAGAAGAUGAAAACAGAGCUUUAUGUGCUUGCUUUCUUUGUUGUAGUGGUGGUUGGAUCCUUUAUAUUUCAGAUUGUCAGGCUGGCAUUGACGGGAUGAAAAGUUUCAUGGGUC
Messenger RNA from Lactuca virosa, 435 nucleotides. Lineage: Eukaryota; Viridiplantae; Streptophyta; Magnoliopsida; Asterales; Asteraceae. The record is from the annotation of a GenBank genome assembly.